ACUGGUCCCGAAGGAAGAGAGGCAGACGUUGGUGGCCGUUGUGAUUUUGUAACGAUGCUUUGAUUCCGACAGUUUAACGGUCAACAAUUGUUUUAGCAACUUCUCCCUGGAAACAACAGCUGACAAUGAUGGCCUCCAGCUACAAAGACGAGGACGGACACAUCACCGUGUCGGGAUCCGGAGCCGCGGCCGGCGGCGGCGGCUCUCUGCGGAGCAAGAAGCCUGAAAACACCGCCUUUAAGCAGCAGAGACUCCCGGCCUGGCAGCCCAUCCUGACCGCAGGGACCGUCCUGCCAGCCUUCUUCAUCAUCGGCCUCAUGUUCAUCCCCAUCGGCAUCGGCCUCUACGUCACGUCCAACAACAUCAAGGAGUUCGAGAUCGAUUACACAGGAGUAGAAAUGUCCAGUCCGUGCUUUAACUGCUCCCAGAACUUCAGCUGGAACAGCACCAAGCCGUGCACCUGCUCCGUCCCCUUCCACCUGGACCAGCCGUACGAAAGCAACGUCUUCAUGUAUUAUGGACUCUCCAACUUCUACCCAGAACCACCGCGCUACGUCAAAUCCCGAGACGACAGCCAGCUGAACGGAAACGAGGAGUCCCUCAGGAAACCCAGUAAGGAGUGUGAGCCAUACGCCAAGCACAGCAACAAGCCCAUCGCGCCGUGCGGAGCCAUCGCCAACAGCAUGUUUAACGACUCACUGGAGCUGAUUUACAUCGACCCAAACGGCACUAAGGUCCAGAUCCCGCUGACGGCCACGGGAAUCGCCUGGUGGACGGACAAACACGUCAAGUUCAGGAAUCCUGGAGCAGAAAACACGAACCUCAGCGUCGCUUUUCAAGGAACGACGCAGCCGGUGAACUGGCGCCGGCCCGUGUACCAGCUGGACUCCGACCCGGAAAACAACGGAUUCAUCAACGAGGAUUUCAUCGUCUGGAUGCGGACCGCCGCCCUGCCCACCUUCCGGAAGCUGUACCGGAUCAUCCAGAGGCGGAGCAACAUGCAUCCCACGCUGCCGCGCGGCAACUACACCCUGGAGGUGGUGUACAAUUAUCCGGUGCGGAGCUUCGAUGGCCGGAAGCGGAUGAUCCUGAGCACCAUCUCCUGGAUGGGCGGGAAGAACCCGUUCCUGGGCAUCGCCUACAUCAGCGUGGGCUCCGUCUGCUUCCUGCUGGGCGUCGUCCUCCUCAUCAUCCACCACAAAUACGGCAACCGCAACAACGCCGCCGAGAUCUCCCACUGAGAGCCGGGCCGGGCCGGGCCGGGCCGGGCCGGUUCUGCUGCAGCCAGCAGCGUUGACGUUAAAAUCAGCUUUUUUAGAUUCCGACAACACGGCAGAGCGAGGAGGAGCCGAACAGGAAAACCAACCCCAGGAGUUCUGGAGCGACCCGCCGGGUCGCAGUCGUAACGCUCUCACUGCAGGAACCGGGUUCGGCUACCAGAACCGACCGGGUCGUUGGGAUGGGUGGUCUGGAAGCUGGGUCGGUUCUAUUCUGACUCCUCAGUGAAAUCAGUGCAGCUGCAGCAGUCUGUGCACAGGGAGCUGGUUAGUCCUUCUGACUGAAGCGUUCAGUGGUUCCGUUCUGACCCGGAUGACCAGACAGCGCCAUCAAACGUUACGGUUCUUUUGAAAUUAACUUCCUCAGAGCUCAACAGAACCUCUGGGUUUAGUGAGUCCAGAUCCACUUCAGGAAGUUCCUCCUAACGAUAAAAGCUCCUGGAUGUGUUUCAGGAUGUAAACGCUGCGAGAAAAACGGAUCUGAACGUUUUCUGCCCCGUUGUGAAGCUUCCUCCCGUCCUGCAGGGGGAGCUAAACCCAUCCAACUGUGAAUGUUAGUGCUAACAUUAGUACAAUAGCUGAGGCAGCAACACCUGCUUAGAUAAGCUAUAAUAAUAAUAAUCUGUCUGCAGAAACGCAGGACGAUCAUUUCAAGAUCAUUUCUGCACAUUUUAGUCAUUAAUAUUUCCAGCGUUGAGAUCCAGGAAUUAUCCAGGUCCAUUCAUCAUUUCUUUACAUUUUCCUUUGAAUCUGUUUCAUUUUAAUAGUUUUUACAAAUUAAUGCAGAAGAAAAAGUAGAAAUAGAUUCAGAAGAACCGAAAACUAAAUGAUUGAUGUAGAAUUUUCAGAGACCAGCGAUCCGACUGAGCGGUUCUGGUCCUGGUUCUGGUCUUGGUUUUGGUCCUGGUCCCGGUCCUGAUUCUGGUUCUGGUUCUAGUUCUGGUCCCGGUUCUGCUUCUAGUUCUAGUUCUGGUCCUGAUCCUGGUUCUGGUUCUGGUUCUGGUUCUGGUCCUGGUCCUGGUCCCGGUUCUGGUUCUAGUUCUAGUUCUGGUUCUGGUCCUGGUCCUGGUUCUGGUUCUGGUCCCGGUUCUGGUUCUGGUUCUAGUUCUGGUCCUGGUUCUAGUUCUGGUUCUGGUUCUGGUCCCGGUUCUGGUUCUAGUUCUAGUUCUGGUCCUGAUCCUGGUUCUGGUUCUGGUCCCGGUUCUGGUUCUGGUUCUAGUUCUGGUCCUGGUUCUAGUUCUGGUCCCGGUUCUGGUUCUGGUCCCGGUUCUGGUCUAGUUCUGGUCCUGGUCCUGGUCCUGGUCCUGGUCCUGGUUCUGGUCCUGGUUCUGGUCCUGGUCCUGGUCCUGGUCCUUGUUCUGGUUCUGGUCCUGGUCCUGGUUCUGGUUCUGGUCCUGGUUCUAGUUCUGGUUCUGGUUCUGGUCCCGGUUCUGGUUCUAGUUCUAGUUCUGGUCCUGAUCCUGGUUCUGGUUCUGGUCCCGGUUCUGGUUCUGGUUCUAGUUCUGGUCCUGGUUCUAGUUCUGGUCCCGGUUCUGGUUCUGGUCCCGGUUCUGGUUCUAGUUCUGGUCCUGGUCCUGGUCCUGGUCCUGGUCCUGGUCCUGGUCCUGGUCCCGGUUCUGGUUCUAGUUCUAGGUCUGGUCCUGGUCCUGGUCCUGGUCCUGGUCCCGGUCCUGGUCCUGGUCCCGGUCCUGGUCCCGGUUCUGGUUCUGAGCGUUGCUGCUGCGUCUUGUUGCCUCGUCGGUCUGACUGAUUCCUGAUUGGAUCUUUGGAUCCUGCAGGUUGUAACUCGUCUCUGUGGUUCUGCUCUCUGUGCUGCAUGAACUAAAUGCAUCCUGUUUCAUUUCUGCACUGAUGACGUUUGUUUUGAAUAUUAUUGUUGCUUUAAAUGAAUAAAUUCUUCAUUUUUAAAACAUGA
Poeciliopsis prolifica (blackstripe livebearer) is the source of this 3192-nucleotide messenger RNA. Its product is annotated as cell cycle control protein 50A-like. NCBI's taxonomy places the organism in Eukaryota, Metazoa, Chordata, Actinopteri, Cyprinodontiformes, Poeciliidae. Gene Ontology annotation, biological process: phospholipid translocation. Bases 126 to 1241 code for a protein of 371 amino acids. Gene Ontology annotation, cellular component: endoplasmic reticulum; plasma membrane; Golgi apparatus. The record is from RefSeq and is a predicted model, not a curated record. The transcript has 7 exons.